AUGUCUGGGUGUACUGUAAAUCAAAGUUUGAUGUCAAAGAAAACGAGAGUACUUAUUCAACUUAUGUUUUCCAUAACAAUACCUCAGUUACUUUAUUUGAACAUCGCAACAUUCUUGCCUCAGUAUAGAUCUCUGAAUCACAAAUCUAUAGGAGAUGGAAUGAUUGGAAUUAUUUUAUCGUAAGAGUAUUUUAUUUCUUUAACCGAUGAUACUAGAAUGUUUCAAUUCUCGUUCCUUGUAGUUUCACUAAUCAUCGGUUAUUCUAUUAUAUGCAAUGAAUUUAAGGAAGAGAGAGAAAAAUACAUAGGUUUCAUUUAGACAUCGGCAGGACUGGGAAUCAUGGCAGGGCCAAUCAUUGGAUAGAUGAUAUAUAAUGAAGUUGGAUUCUGA
Messenger RNA from Stylonychia lemnae, 390 nucleotides. The record is from the annotation of a GenBank genome assembly. Lineage: Eukaryota; Ciliophora; Spirotrichea; Sporadotrichida; Oxytrichidae.